Macadamia integrifolia is the source of this 3157-nucleotide messenger RNA. RefSeq names its product DNA (cytosine-5)-methyltransferase DRM2-like. NCBI's taxonomy places the organism in Eukaryota, Viridiplantae, Streptophyta, Magnoliopsida, Proteales, Proteaceae. Gene Ontology annotation, molecular function: DNA (cytosine-5-)-methyltransferase activity. Gene Ontology annotation, cellular component: nucleus. The record is from RefSeq and is a predicted model, not a curated record. The transcript has 10 exons. The coding region runs from base 1139 to 2995 and encodes 618 amino acids.
GCAUUUUAACCGUAACGCACAGUUCCCUCUUUUCUUUCCGAAUCUGCUCGGCUUCUCGGCGAGGUGAGACGGUGAGAGUUGCUUCUGCAACCCACCUUCUUCCUCCAAGAACUGAUCAUCAGUUUCUCAUGCUCGCGAGUCUCGAUUCUCCGGGAGGUAUCAUUUUCAGUGCAUGCAUGUGGCUUUCUUCCUCUCCUUCCUGAUGCGACCUUUGGCUUGGUUUCAAUUUCUUUCCCUUUCUGGUGCCUUUUUUUUUUAGUCUCUUUGUGAGCACAAAACCCUAUUUCCUCUGCUAUGGAAGAAAACUUUCAGCAGAGUGAAAUGCAUUGUCCGCUCCCUUCCAUUUUAUCAUCUCUAAGAACUGACAGGUUCUUCGUUAACUUCUGCAAAUUCUAAUGUUACUCGAGUAUAACAUUUUAGUUUUUGAGCAUAUUAUUUAUGAAGUUUUAACUUUUAAGCCUAUUUUGAUGCGGAAAAAGCAUCGUCAAUUCGUUUUGUUUAUUUUUUCGUUUCUUAAUUUCUCUGUUCUCUCACGUAAUUCUGUUUAGGCCGAACUGUUCUAAUGCAUUGGAGUAAUUGAUUUUAUUUUAUUUUUUUUAAUUUUUUUUUCCAUUUAAAUUUGUUCAAUUUUCUCGAUUACAUCUUUGGAUCUUAUUAUUGUCGAUUAGAAGUAUCGAGUAGUUCUCCAGCGGUUCUAAAUCAAGUUGCUUCAGAGUUAUCGGUGUACUAAUGUCUGUUUGCCCUCUAAUUGAGGCAAACUUGCGUAAAACAAACAUUGCCGGUGGCAUUUCUUUCUAAGGAUUAGUAGAACGAGAAGCGAUACAGUUGCAAAGGGCAGAAAGGAGAAACCUGGUAUGCCACUUUAAUCAAGUGUUAAUUGCAAUUCUAGCCAUUCACUCGUGCUUCUAGAACUGCUUAUUUACGUAUGCUGAUUAAUAGUUUAAGGUCAAGAAUAUAAUCAAAGAGUGAUUAACCAGGGAGAAAACUGACAAGUUGAACUGAAAGCUGGGAGACUGGGAAGCUGUAAAUACAGUUAUAUCGUGAUUCGUCUUAUGUUGGUUCCCCAUUUUUGUUUCCGUUCUUCUGUUUCUUGAACAGUUUGGGAACUACUGAUUGGGCAAAAGAAGAUUGUAGUGAAAUGGAUGAAAAUACUCCGAGUGAUGAAUUUGAUUGGGACAGCAACGAUGAAAAUGAAAUUCAGAAGUCACCUUCAGCAUCUUGUUUGAAUUCUUCGAUUACUGGUCGAAAAGAGGGUACAAUUCCUGGGGAGGCUAAUUCAUCAGCAGGAAAUGGCCCUUCCAACUCCAAGCUGAUUCGUCAUUUUGUUGGAAUGGGAUUUUCCGAAAACUUAGUGGCUAAAGCAAUUAAGGAAAAUGGAGAAGAAAAUACAGAGACAAUAUUGGAAGCUCAAAUAUUGGAAGCUCUACUAACAUAUGUGGCUCUUGAGAAGUCACCUCCAGAAGGAGGCCAAAGUGUUUAUUCAGAUAUGCAUUCUUCAGAUAGUGAUGGUGAUUCUAAUAUCCGUCGUACAGAAAUUGAUGGAGAUUUUCUUGAUGACCUAUCAGAUGUUGAUGAGCUGUCAGAUGUGAGUGGUUGUCUUGGAGAUGAGGAAAACAUGGAUCAUUUGUCUGACAAGGAGAGGAAAUUGUUGCACCUGGUCGACAUGGGCUACUACAUAGAGGAGGCAUCAGCAGCUAUUGAUAGAUGUGGUCCAGACUCCUCAAUCAUGGAGCUGACUGAUUUUAUAUCUGCUGCUCAAAUGGCAAGGGCAUCUGAUGCUCAAAUGGGGGAGCUGCCUCGUUUACCUCCGGAUGAUCAGCCGGGCCCAAGUCAUAUCCAAAUUGAUCCUCGUAACAAGAAGAGACGAUCCUUUGAUGAUGAGAGGUGGGAAAAGAAAAGGCAAAGGGGGUAUGAAAAGAAAGUCCUGGAUGAAGAUGAGGACACGGUUCGUCUUCCAAACCCAAUGGUAGGAUUUGGGGUCCCUGGUGAACCAGCAGUCAUGAUUCAUAGAACACUUCCAGAGGGAGCCACUGGGUCACCAUACUUCUAUUAUGAAAAUGUGGCACUUGCUCCCAAAGGUGUUUGGAGAACGAUUUCACGAUUCUUAUAUGAUAUUGAGCCAGAGUUUGUUGAUUCUCAACAUCUCUGUGCAGCUGCAAGAAAGAGAGGCUAUGUUCACAAUCUCCCAAUCCAAAAUAGACAUCCUAUUCUACCUCUUCAGCCACGCACCAUACAUGAGGCACUUCCCUUAACCAAGAAAUGGUGGCCCUCAUGGGACCGAAGGACAAAGUUAAAUUGCUUACAAACUGUUACUGCAAGUGCCAAGUUAACUGAGAGGAUACGUAGGGCCCUUGAAGGCUGUGAAGGUAUCCCACCUCUAAAGGUCCAGAAGGAUAUCCUUGAUGAAUGCAGAAAAUGGAAUCUUGUUUGGGUUGGAAGGAAUAAGGUUGCACCUCUUGAGCCUGAUGAGAUAGAAAUGUUAUUAGGGUUUCCUAAGAACCACACGAGGGGCGGUGGAAUUAGUAGAACUGACAGACUUAAAGCAUUGGGUAAUUCGUUUCAGGUUGACACAGUGGCCUAUCAUCUCUCUGUCUUAAAGGAUAUUUUCCCACGUGGAAUCAACCUCUUAUCGCUUUUUUCUGGAAUUGGUGGUGCUGAAGUAGCUUUACAUCGGCUUGGUAUCCCUUUGAAGAAUGUUGUUUCAGUUGAAAUUUCAGAAACUAGCAGAAAUAUUUUGCGGAGCUGGUGGGAGCAAACAAACCAGACAGGUAAACUGAUUGACUUUCCAGAUGUUCAACAAUUGAAUGGUGAUAGAUUAGAGCAGCUGAUUAGCUCAUUUGGAGGCUUUGAUCUUGUUGUUGGUGGGAGUCCAUGCAAUAACCUUUCGGGCAGCAACCGGGUGAGCAGAGAUGGGCUUGAGGGCAGACAUUCUUCUUUGUUUUAUGAUUAUUUUCGCAUUCUAGACCUUGUGAAGUCUAUAAUGGGGAAAAAUUAGUGUCUAAUAUCAACUGACUUAAUUAGCUUCAAACAAGUUUUGAGGAAAUGGAACCCGAUCAGGUGAAUUGUCUGAUUCGAAUCGGAAUUGACAACACCUGAUCCUGAUUCCGGCCAAUUUUUUAACCUUCUUUUAAAACCAGUAUUCAAUGUUUGUUCUUCA